Molecule: messenger RNA, 1829 nt
Organism: Geodia barretti
Lineage: Eukaryota; Metazoa; Porifera; Demospongiae; Tetractinellida; Geodiidae
Source: the annotation of a GenBank genome assembly
CCUCCGCAUACGGUCCGCGACACUAACGUAACUGGACUUGCCUUCUGCUGCUGGUUGGGUGAGCUGGCGAUGGGGGUUUUGGACGAUCUGGACAAGUUCUGUGGGUACAGUCUUUCUGGAGACAGCCCCUACCGAUUCACGCAGUUCUGGAGGACUAAAGGGAACUGCCUGCGAGCAUGGAGCAGUGGUGGAGAAGGCUCAGGACUGUCCAGCAACAACGUCACAUGCCACGAUUACGUCGAUCUCUCUGUCUGCUUCGAGGACACCGCCAUCCUCAUUGGCAUAUGCGUCAUCUUCUGGUUGUUGGCCGGCCUCAUGUUCCUUGUCACAACGUGCACUCCCGUGACCAGACCCCUCCCCUUUAGCAGGCUACAUGCCUCAAAACUGUUGCUAGUGGUGUUGCUAAUGGCAACUGGUCUGUGUGACCUUGGCUACACGGUCUACCAGGAGAUCAGUGGGGACUAUGGAGGCAUCGCACAAUACUUGUAUUUCAGUCCCGGCACUAUCGUCGUGACUGCGGUGAUAGGCCUACUGGUUCUGUGGCAAGAGAGAAGAGAUGGAGUGAGAUCGUCUGCUCUCUUCACCAUCCUCUGGUUCUCUCUGUCCUGCUACGCCAUUCUCAAGCUCAGAUCUCUUAUUCUGCUAGCCGAGGACCAGCACGGUGUGGAGGACGAGUUCAGGUUUACAACAUUCUGUGUUCAGUUUGGUCUCUAUCUCCUGCAAUUGGUGCUGGUCCUCUUGCCGGAACCUCUGCCCAAGGGACAGCUUCGUGACCCAGCUGCCAAGAAACCUUGUCCAGAGGAAAGUGCCACGUUUCUCUCAAGGAUCACAUGGUGGUGGUUGAAUGGUCUCAUCUGGCGAGGUUGGAGAAAGGACCUGGAGUACAGUGACCUCACCGACCUCAACCCUCAAGACAAGUCCGCAGUGGUUGCCGGAAACUUCCAGAAGAGCUGGGAAUCUGAGGUCCACAGAACACAGAAACCCGUAGCCGGUGGUGGACGGAGAAAAGGGUACCAGCCUGUCAGUAUCCAGGACGACAACGAGGCGAGCGUUGAUUCAUCACCACGGCAACCGACAAGUGAAGGCGACACUGUGGUGAGGGUUGUGCCGUCGUCGAGACAACGGCGGAGGGAGGCGGAGCCAUCUCUGGUGCUGGCGUUGCUCAAGAGCUUCUGGCCUGUCUUACUCGCCUCGGCCUUCUUCAAGCUGGUCCAGGACCUGCUCAACUUUGUCAGUCCUCAAGUCCUGAAGUUGCUGAUCACCUUCACGGAGGACAGAGAUGAACCGGACUGGAAGGGGUACUUCUAUGCCGCUCUCCUGUUUGUGACUGCUGUUGUCCAGUCGCUCUUCCUCCACCAGUACUUCCAUCGCUGCUUCACCCUCGGCAUGAGGAUGAGAAGCGCCAUUGUUGCUGCCAUCUACAAGAAGGCACUCUGCCUCAACAACAAGUCACGUCGCGAGAAGACGGUCGGAGAGAUAGUCAACCUCAUGUCUGUGGACGCGCAGCGGUUCAUGGACCUCAUGACCUAUUUCCACCUCAUCUGGUCCGCACCACUCCAAAUAGUGCUCGCCCUCCUCUUCCUCUACUUCACCAUGGGUGUCUCCAUCUUUGCUGGGUUUGCGCUCAUGAUCCUUAUGAUCCCAUUCAACGCAGCCAUAGCCGCCAAAAGCAGGAAAUAUCAGGUAUGAGGAAAAAUGGGAGGAAGGGGUAUUUUUGGAGGGGGAAAUCACCUGAUAAUAUUUUGCCUCCUGAAUUAAACCUUAUGACUUGUAUUCCCACCCUCAAUUUUUGUCUUUGCCUCCUCCCUUCCCUCCAUGUUUUCUGCGAG